UUUCUUUUUAGGUAUCUUCAAUCAUGAUGAAGGAGAGUAUGUUGAUGUUUAUCGUCCUUUGCUGCCUCUGUGUGAGGAUAAGACCUCUGAAUGCAAAGACGUUGCCUGAACAUGACACCAUAAAGGCCCUGUUGAAACGCUCUGAUGUCCAAAAGGUCGAUGUUGAGACAUCCUCUCCACAGGAGGCUACAGUGGACCCAUCUUCAGCAUCUGAAGAGCCUGUAAAUGUUCAGAAUACCUCCGUUCAGGCUGCCGUGCAGAAAACCACAAACGCCUCGCUGAAGGCAGCAGUACAGGUCCCGUCAGGUCUGUCCAGGCUCAUCGGAAUCCCUCUCAGCUUGUCUCUGGACUCCGUCGAUGACAUGUAUUACGGCUGCUCCCAGAAGAUGCUGAUCAACGUGAAACGCCACUACCUCCCCAGGAGCACCAGGGAAGGUCUGCACUCCACAUACACAAAGCUGUGUGCCCUCAAAGCCAUGAAGAAUAAGGACAUGUAUGACCCGCUGUCCUGGAAUCACUUCAGGGCUCUGUGUGCCUACACAGCGGGGUCAUACGACGACCUAAACCGAGCAGUCCGUAGGGGGAAGGCUUCCUACAAGACAUCGUUUCAAUUCCACGCCCUCCACUUCCUGCUGUCUGACCUUUGA
Molecule: messenger RNA, 647 nt
Organism: Sebastes umbrosus (honeycomb rockfish)
Lineage: Eukaryota; Metazoa; Chordata; Actinopteri; Perciformes; Sebastidae
Exons: 2
Coding region: 24-647 (207 amino acids)
Molecular function (GO): NAD+ poly-ADP-ribosyltransferase activity; NAD+-protein-arginine ADP-ribosyltransferase activity
Source: RefSeq, a predicted model, not a curated record